This is a messenger RNA of Penicillium expansum, 1074 nucleotides long. RefSeq names its product allergen Asp F4 (gene aspf4). Gene Ontology annotation, cellular component: extracellular region. Bases 1 to 1074 code for a protein of 357 amino acids. The transcript has a single exon. Gene Ontology annotation, molecular function: IgE binding. NCBI's taxonomy places the organism in Eukaryota, Fungi, Ascomycota, Eurotiomycetes, Eurotiales, Aspergillaceae. The record is from RefSeq and is a predicted model, not a curated record.
AUGCAUUUCUCCAACUCUAUGCUGUUGAUGACGGCGCUGACCGCUGGGUCGGCUGUCGCUCGUCUUCACGGCCACGACCGCCGUCACGGUCACCCCAAAGAUGUCAAUCUCGCCCAGCCCGCUGUGACUGCUCCCGCCCAGGUUGCCGACAUUGAGAAGCGUGGUGGGGAGGUUGUCGCUACCAUCGAUGGCAAGCUCGUCUCCUGGAUCAACAACUGGUUCGGCGAGGAGUCCACUGAUGCUUCCACCGAGGUCUCUGUGGCCGAGUCCACCGCUGUUCCCACUUCCACUGCCACUCCCAUCGUCGUGUCCACCACCUCGGCCGAGGUCAUCUCGUCCGCCAGCGCCACCGCCUCUGCCUCCAGCUCCUCUAGCUCCAGCUCCAGCUCCAGCUCUUCUAGUUCCAGCAACUGGGCCAGCUACCCCUCCGACGGCACGUACUCUACCACCGGAUUCGGUUCCUCCACCGCCAGCAAGCGCGUUGGCACCCUCGACUGGGACUACGUUGGCAACGUCGGCAGCCCCUGGGGUAGCAACAUCAUCCGUGUCGAAGAGGACGUCGCCAGCGAGUACAAGCACGUUAUUCGCUUUGAGAACGACAACUCCAAGGCCUGGACCGUCGUCAUGUGGAACUCCUACGGCCCUACUGGCGGUCUGAACGGUUUCUGGAGCCCCAACGCGGCUCUGAGCUUCACUGUUGAGCCCGGUCACAGCAUCUUCGUUGCCAUCGAUGAUGACUCCCAGGGUGGUUGGGGUGCCGCCCAGGGCGAGGGUCUCCCUACCAACUACGUCGGUGAGUACGCCUCCACCUGGGGUGAGUUCGACAUGAGCAACACCCAGAACGACGGUUUCUCCGGCUGGGACGUCUCCUGCAUCAUCGCUGAGCUCGCCGACCUGCACAUCGCUGGUAUGCAGAUUUGCAACCACGAGGGUGAGAAGUGCUCCUCCAUCGCCGAGGGUGGUUCCGGCGCUGUCCACGCCUACACCUCCGCCGACCAGGGCAAGACCGACUUGGCCAUUGCCCAGUCCGCUGGCCCCGUCCGUCUCGUUGUCAACCUGGGCUGGUCCUCUUAA